GCUCGGUCCCACAUCUGCCGCGCGCCUCCCGGCUCCUCUCCGCCGCCUCGGACGCGUUACAGCGCCGACGUUUUCACGCCAGAUGCCGCAUUUCGCUUUUGUCGUGAAGCCGCCGAGCAGCGUCCGGUUGGUCCUCGGGUGAAUGAGCAGAUCGUCCCCGCGGCUCCGGGGGACACGUCCCGGGGACACGGGAGGUGCGGAGGGACCGGUUCCAGCCAGAAUUAUUAUGUGAGUUGCCAUGGCAUCAGUGCGCUUCACCGUGACGCCCACCAAGGCGGAGGACCUCCCUGGGCUGUCGGACACAUCCCCGGACAUCAGCUCCCGAUCGGGCGCCCGCGUGCGCUUCGGCUCCCGGGAGAGCGUCAAUCGGAGUGACCCGCUCAGCGAGACAUCGACAACUACUGCCACAGCGGGAGGAGGAGGGACGGAGACGCCCGACCACAGCAACACAGAGCAAGGUGAUGGAAACUCUAAAAUCUCCAGCGUGUACAUCAACAACAGUCACGGGGUGGAUGAUGAUGAUUUCUACGACAGAAACUUGGCCUUAUUUGAGGAGGAGAUGGACACUCGGCCGAAGGUGUCCUCUCUGCUCAGUCGUCUGGCCAACUACACCAACCUGACCCAGGGGGCCAAGGAGCACGAGGAGGCCGAGAGCAUCGGUGAGAAGAAGAAACCUGGCAAGUCGCCGCAGAUGGGGACGUUCAUGGGCGUCUACCUGCCUUGCCUGCAGAACAUCUUCGGCGUCAUCCUGUUCCUGCGGUUGACCUGGGUGGUGGGCAACGCCGGGGUGCUGCAGGCGCUCUCCAUCGUCUUCAUAUGCUGCUGCUGUACGAUGUUGACUGCGAUAUCGAUGAGUGCGAUCGCCACUAACGGAGUCGUACCAGCGGGAGGCUCGUACUUCAUGAUCAGCCGCUCUCUGGGUCCGGAGUUUGGGGGGGCGGUGGGCAUCUGUUUCUACCUGGGAACCACCUUUGCUGGAGCCAUGUACAUCCUGGGAGCCAUCGAGAUCCUGCUGAUGUACAUAGCACCCAAGGCGGCCAUUUUUGAGUCCGACUACCCCGAAGGCGAAGCGGCGGCCAUGUUGAACAACAUGCGUGUCUACGGCUCCAUCUGUCUCCUCCUCAUGUCCUUGCUGGUCUUCGUGGGCGUCAAGUACGUCAACAAACUAGCCUCCAUUUUCUUGGCCUGCGUCAUCGUCUCCAUCGUUUCCAUCUACGUCGGAGCGCUGGUCUCCGCCUUCAAACCGCCACAGUUUCCCGUGUGCAUGCUGGGAAACCGAACCAUCAACGGGCAUGAAAUCGGCGACAGCGAGUGUGCAAAGACCCUCCCGCUGACGGCCAACGAGCCCGUGGAGAGAGAGGACGUCAACUUCACCAUCACCAGUGAAAACAGCACGGCAGGCCCGACCUUUGACCCCAGCCACAUUCCUGCUCCGGUGGAGGACACCACAUGUCUCUGGAAGCAGUUCUGCCAGGGCCCGGAGCUCAACGCCUCGUGCGACGAAUACUUCAUGUCCAACAAUUUUUCUGAGAUCGAAGGGAUCCCCGGUCUGGCAAGUGGGAUCAUUUCAGAGAACGUGUGGAGCUCCUACCUCAGUAAAGGGGACGUGGUGGAGAAAGGCUCCGUCAACUCCUCUCAUUUUGCACACCCCGCCUCCAACCACCAGCCUUAUGUGUUUGCUGACAUCACCACCUCGUUCACGCUGCUGGUCGGCAUCUUCUUCCCCUCGGUCACAGGAAUAAUGGCUGGCUCCAACCGGUCGGGGGACCUGAAAGAUGCCCAGCGCUCGAUCCCCAUCGGAACCAUCCUCGCCAUCCUCACCACCUCCAUCGUCUACCUGACCAGCGUCGUGUUGUUCGGCGCCUGCAUCGACGGGGUGGUCCUCAGAGACAAAUUUGGCGACUCGGUGAAAGGGAAUCUCGUGGUGGGGACUCUGGCGUGGCCGACGCCCUGGGUCAUCGUCAUCGGCUCGUUCUUCUCCACGUGUGGCGCAGGCCUGCAGUCGCUGACCGGGGCUCCACGACUCCUGCAGGCCAUCGCCAAGGACAACGUCAUCCCCUUCCUCCGGGUGUUUGGACAUGGGAAGGCUAACGGGGAGCCCACCUGGGCCCUGCUGCUGACGGGCCUGAUCGCUGAGCUGGGGAUUCUCAUCGCCUCUCUGGACCUGGUGGCUCCCAUCCUCACAAUGUUCUUCCUGAUGUGCUAUCUGUUCGUUAACCUGGCCUGUGCCCUCCAGACCCUCCUGAGAACGCCCAACUGGAGACCACGCUUCUCCUACUACCACUGGGCCUUGUCAUUUUUGGGGAUGAUCAUCUGCCUGGCGCUGAUGUUCAUAUCCUCUUGGUACUACGCAAUCAUCGCCAUGGUGAUCGCAGGCAUGAUCUACAAAUAUAUCGAGUAUCACGGAGCGGAGAAAGAGUGGGGGGAUGGGAUCCGCGGUCUGUCACUCAGUGCUGCUCGCUACGCCCUCCUGAGGUUGGAAGAGGGACCACCACACACCAAGAACUGGAGGCCUCAGCUCUUAGUGUUGCUGAAGCUCGACGAAGACGCCCACGUGAAGUCUCCUCGCCUGCUGACGUUCGCCAGCCAGCUGAAGGCGGGAAAGGGCCUGACCAUCGUCGGCACCGUCGUCUCUGGGAACUUCCUGCAGAGCUACGGAGAGGCGCUCGCUGCCGAGCAGACCUUGAAGCACCUGAUGGACAAGGAGCGUGUGAAGGGCUUCUGUCAGUGCAUCGUGGCCCAGAAGCCUCGCGAAGGCAUCAGCCACAUGAUCCAGUCGAGCGGCCUGGGAGGAAUGAAACCCAACACCGUGGUGAUGGGCUGGCCUCACGCCUGGAGGCAGAGCGAGGACCCGCAGUCCUGGAAGACCUUCAUCAACACAGUGCGGGUGACCACAGCCGGCCACCUGGCCCUGCUGGUUCCCAAAAACAUCUCUCUGUUCCCCAGCAACAGUGAACCCUGCACCGAGGGCUACAUCGACGUCUGGUGGAUAGUCCACGACGGGGGGAUGCUCAUGCUGCUGCCCUUCCUCCUGCGCCAGCACAAGGUGUGGCGUAAAUGUGGGAUGAGAAUCUUCACAGUGGCCCAGAUGGAGGAUAAUUCAAUUCAGAUGAAGAAGGAUCUGGCAACCUUCCUCUAUCACCUCCGCAUAGAGGCCGAGGUGGAAGUGGUUGAGAUGCACGACAGCGACAUCAGUGCGUACACGUACGAACGGACCCUGAUGAUGGAGCAGAGGUCCCAGAUGCUCCGACAGAUGCGACUUUCUAAAUCCGACCGGGAACGAGAGGGAAACCCUGGUAGCAGCAGCAGUAGGCCAGAGGCAGGUGGCGCUUCAAAGUCUCAGAGGGGUCGCUGGAGCUUCGACGAUGCCCAGCUGGUGAAGGACCGCAACUCCAUGCUGCGUCUGACGAGCAUCGGAUCAGACGACGACGACGACACAGACGGCACCGAGCGAGAGAGGGCAGUGAGCGGCGGUGGUGGUGGUGGCGGCGGAGGCGGAGGCGGCGGCGGCGGCGGCAACAGCAGCGGGGGCGGCAACUGUGAACACAACCGUCGAGUUCAGAUGACCUGGACCAAAGAGAAGACUUUGCACUACAGGGCCACGCACUCCGGCUGCUCCACCCCCGAAGGCUUCAGAGACAUGCUCAGCAUCAGGCCGGAUCACUCCAACGUCAGGCGGAUGCACACCGCCGUCAAACUCAACGAGGUCAUCGCCAACAAGUCCCACGACGCCCGACUCGUCCUGCUCAACAUGCCAGGACCCCCCCGGAACACGGAGGGAGACGAGAACUACAUGGAGUUCCUCGAGGUUCUGACAGAAGGACUCGAGCGCGUCCUGUUGGUCAGAGGCGGAGGAAGUGAGGUCAUCACCAUCUACUCCUGAUUGGGCAGAAGAGAGGAAUUCAGCGUUAAAGAAGCAGCCAGUAACGCAGACGUGAGGGAAGGGAGACGGGGGGGGGCCCAAAAAGAGAGACAGUCAUUGGCUGCAGCGUCAGUCGACACCCACGACCAGCCCUUAUCCUUUCCUUAUGUACACGUUCCUCUCACGACGAGGGUUUCCAUUCCACUCGCGUCGGGGAAACAGAAACGCCAACACAAUUCCAUCAAUGCGAAAAAAGGAAAAAAACAGAAAAAUAAGAGUGUGUCUGUGUGUGUCUGAGGGUUUGUCGGCUUGUCGGAGAAGGGACCAGCGUUGUGCGACGGCAGAGGGACCAGUGGGUGACACAGAAUCCAGAGGGCGGGAGGCUGCGCAGCGUCUGAAGAGACUCAGGGUUGCUUUUUGUACAGAAUGUAUUUUGGAAACCAGACGUGACUGUUCUGAGUGUCGCCUGAAUGUCUGAUCCGAGUGUGUUCGUGUCUCCGGAAAGACGCAGAAAUGUUCUUACCGUACUUCCGAGUCCGUUUCAAACCGGCUCAGAGCCGCGUCCACCGAAACGUCGGCGAGCUUCUGCGCAUCUCUUUACUUGAAAUCCAUCAGUGCGGGCCUCUGUUCUGCAGAUAUCCACCAGAAACCUCAGAUUUUGUUGAAUCCACAGUGAAGUUUAAAGUGGGAUGACACUGAAUUAUUUUCUAAUUCUAAAGAACUUGCUGCUAUUGAUCAGAAUCUACUCUCCGGUAUGGAAGACCAUCGCUGCCAGGGAAACAUCAAAAGUUAGUUAUGAGUAAACUUACCUCUAAUUAAUACUUUUAGAAUUCCCAAUUUUGCCUCACGAGACAUGAUUUGACACACGAUUUAAAAAAAUGUGCGAAGGUAAAUCAGAAUUUUUGACAUACAAGUCAGAAUUUUUCAAGAUUAUAAUAAUGGAGAUGACAUUUUACGUAUAUGUCAAUAUUUUGAUUAGUCUAAGUUAAAAUUGUGAGACAUUCACAAUCUCUGACUUUUUAACUUGGCAGAGUUGGGCCUCCAUACGGGAGACAUGCAUGUGUAUGUGAAGAAAACAAAUUUGCGACGUGACAAACGUGUUCGUCUGCAGAGCAGUGCGACGCCAGCAGUGCUAACGUGCUGUUAGCGGCGCGAAGCUUCGGCUCAGACCGCUGCGCGACAGACCGUAAAAAACAAAGAUGGACGACAUGUCUCCCGCUCCCUCCCGUUGUACAGAAAUGAAGCGGCCACCAGGGGGUAUCAGAUGUUUUGGCUUCACUUUUUGGGAGCGGCCAUGUCCUCCGUCUUUAUUUUACAGGCUUGUUCAUGUCGAUGAAGAUCCCAGUAAAACUGAUCAAACUGAUGUAAAGGACGUAAUCAGAGCUCUUCUCUGUGCCAUAACCCCCCAUGUUGGACUGCAUGUGAAUAGUGCAUUCGUUAGAGUCGGAGGUAAACGUGUGUUUGAAAACGCGAGGACGAACUUUGCGGUUGUUUUUGUUGUGAGAGAAUCAGAAAGAAGACGAGUUGUUGACACACUGGACCAUUGAGGAGAGGACCGCUGCACUGCAUGCUGGGAAAACUGUCACUCAGAGUGUGUGUGUGCGCGUGUGUGCGUGCGUGUGAGUUAGAUGUGUACACUUGACACGAUGAAUUUGUGUGUUCCAUUCCCUCUAUCUGAAAGUCGUUGCUGCGCUGUGUAGUGUGAGGCCCUGACACUCGCCACCUCACACCUGAACGCGCCCGGCUGACUUCCUGUUGUGUUUGUGUGUCUGAACGAGAUCGUGAGCUUGUUGCUAAAGUUCGGGGCUGUAAACUAGAGGUGUGUGAUUCCACUCUCACGCUUUUGUCCUUUUUGUUUUCUACAGCGUUAUCGUGCAGGGAUUCUUUCGUGUUCAUCGUAAUUUCCUAUUAAACAUUGUUGUCUCGCUUGUACAUAUGGACGAAAGAGAUCCCGAGUUUUAUCUUUUUUUAAUUACAUUAAUAUAAAAGGGAAUCGUUUAAAAAAAAAAAAAACCUGCUUGAAAAAACAACGGAGCAAAUAAAGGAAUUUUGAAAGAAAAGUUA
Messenger RNA from Hippoglossus stenolepis (Pacific halibut), 5926 nucleotides. Its product is annotated as solute carrier family 12 member 6. NCBI's taxonomy places the organism in Eukaryota, Metazoa, Chordata, Actinopteri, Pleuronectiformes, Pleuronectidae. Gene Ontology annotation, molecular function: potassium:chloride symporter activity. Bases 239 to 3883 code for a protein of 1214 amino acids. The transcript has 28 exons. The record is from RefSeq and is a predicted model, not a curated record. Gene Ontology annotation, biological process: potassium ion homeostasis; potassium ion import across plasma membrane; chloride ion homeostasis. Gene Ontology annotation, cellular component: membrane.